AUGGCGGCGCGCGACGGGAUCGGCUUCUGCCCGGCCUUCAACCAGACCGCCCUCCCGUGCAAGACCGCCGCUCGCUGCCGCUACGCGCCGUGCGUCAACUUCGAGGCGCUCCUCCACUCCGCCUUCAAGGACACUAUCUACGAGCGCAUGCCGAGCGCGGUCAGGCUGGGCACAAGCCGCGGGCGGCGCGGGCGCGGCGGCCGCGGCCGCGGCGGCGGCGGCGGCGAGGUCAAGAGCAACAAGAAGGACUGGGCGAGCGUCGCCCGCGGAGCCGCCCGCUCCCCCUACGACGGCGGCCCACUCCUCGAGUCCAACGAGCCCUCGCUAUACGGGGGGAGCGACGAGGAGCUCUAGGAACGGCCGCCGAGCCCUUCCCGCAGCGCAACCCUAGCAGCGCAGCGGGCAGGGCGGCUCGCGCAGCGCGCGCGCGCGAUCGCGCAAGCGGCGCGCGAGAGCGAGCGAGCGAGCACACACACACACACACACACACACACACACACACACACACACACACACACACACACACACAUGUUGUACACAUGCACAGACACACAGCCCCUUCCCCUUCAAGGGCGAGGACACGCGCAGGGGUCGCACUUCUAGCGAGGCCCACAGAGUGGGAGACUCCUAUCACCGCCACUGCCACCCACGUGUCAGUCUGCCUGUGGUAGAAGAGACUGCCGGUGAGAAGUCGGAGGAAGGUCGCUAGUCGAGAGAGAUCGCCAGUGGAUAGGGAGUCCACCGUGCUGCGAGCCUGUCGCUGUCCCUUGUCAGGAGCAGGAGAACUAGGAGAGCGCAACCAGUAGGAGGCCCGCGCUUGCCCCCGUGCCGCCGGGUGCAACCUGUCCUAUACGAGAGAGGAAUCCCUGGGACCCUGUCGUGAGGGUGAACCCUGCCCAGCCCCCCUCCGUGUCGCGAUGCGCUCCCCGCUCCCGUUCCCCUGUGUCCCUGAUCGUCCUUACAAGAUCCUGCUCGUGCAGGUGGGGACCCUGUCCUUCUCCCACCCCUCGUUUGGCGUGUACGUUGUAUUUAUUUAU
Molecule: messenger RNA, 1037 nt
Organism: Emiliania huxleyi CCMP1516
Lineage: Eukaryota; Haptophyta; Isochrysidales; Noelaerhabdaceae
Exons: 3
Source: RefSeq, a predicted model, not a curated record